This is a messenger RNA of Charadrius vociferus (killdeer), 1215 nucleotides long. RefSeq names its product progesterone receptor (gene PGR). NCBI's taxonomy places the organism in Eukaryota, Metazoa, Chordata, Aves, Charadriiformes, Charadriidae. The transcript has 8 exons. Gene Ontology annotation, molecular function: zinc ion binding; sequence-specific DNA binding; DNA-binding transcription factor activity. Gene Ontology annotation, biological process: regulation of DNA-templated transcription. Bases 1 to 1215 code for a protein of 404 amino acids. The record is from RefSeq and is a predicted model, not a curated record.
AUGGAGAAGCACCAUCUCGGGGUGGAGGACGGGGCACCUGCACAGGAGAUGAGGCCAGAUACAGAAACCAGCCAAAGUUCUCAAUAUGGUUUUGAAUCACUACCCCAGAAGAUUUGUCUCAUCUGCGGUGAUGAGGCUUCUGGUUGCCACUAUGGAGUACUUACCUGUGGAAGUUGUAAAGUCUUCUUUAAAAGGGCAAUGGAAGGGCAGCACAACUAUUUGUGUGCUGGAAGAAAUGACUGCAUAGUGGAUAAAAUUCGUAGGAAGAACUGUCCAGCGUGUCGCUUGAGGAAGUGCUGUCAAGCUGGUAUGGUCCUGGGAGGUCGAAAAUUUAAAAAGUUUAACAAAAUUAAGGUUGUGAGAACAUUAGAUGUCGCACUCCAGCAGCCAGCAACACUUCAAGAUGAAAGCCAAUCUCUAACCCAAAGGCUGUCCUUUUCUCCAAAUCAAGAAAUACAGUUUGUUCCCCCAAUGAUAAGUGUUCUACGAGGCAUUGAACCAGAAGUUGUCUAUGCUGGUUAUGACAAUACAAAACCCGAAACACCAAGUUCCUUGCUGACCAGUCUAAAUCAUCUUUGUGAGAGGCAACUUCUUUGUGUAGUCAAGUGGUCUAAAUUGCUACCAGGAUUUCGGAAUUUACAUAUUGAUGAUCAGAUAACCCUCAUCCAGUAUUCCUGGAUGAGUCUAAUGGUUUUUGCAAUGGGAUGGAGAUCGUACAAACAUGUCAGUGGUCAGAUGUUAUAUUUUGCACCAGAUCUGAUUCUAAAUGAACAGAGGAUGAAAGAAUCAUCGUUCUAUUCCCUGUGUCUAUCCAUGUGGCAGCUCCCACAGGAAUUUGUCAGACUUCAAGUUAGCCAAGAAGAGUUCCUAUGUAUGAAAGCACUGUUACUUCUCAACACAAUUCCUUUGGAAGGUCUAAGAAGUCAAAGUCAAUUUGAUGAGAUGAGAACGAGUUACAUUAGAGAACUGGUGAAAGCAAUUGGUUUGCACCAGAAAGGGGUUGUGGCCAACUCGCAACGUUUCUAUCAACUUACAAAACUGAUGGAUUCCAUGCAUGAUCUAGUGAAACAGCUCCAUCUCUUCUGUCUGAACACAUUUCUCCAGUCCCGUGCACUGAGUGUUGAAUUCCCCGAGAUGAUGUCAGAGGUGAUUGCUGCCCAGCUACCCAAGAUUCUGGCAGGGAUGGUGAAACCUCUUCUCUUUCACAAAAAGUGA